Molecule: messenger RNA, 1779 nt
Organism: Botrytis byssoidea
Lineage: Eukaryota; Fungi; Ascomycota; Leotiomycetes; Helotiales; Sclerotiniaceae
Exons: 2
Coding region: 1-1779 (592 amino acids)
Molecular function (GO): acetylpyruvate hydrolase activity
Source: RefSeq, a predicted model, not a curated record
AUGACGCAGAAUGGGCACUCCCACAAUAGUUUCACAAACUAUGUUGCAUAUCGCGACCCAAAACUUCUUGGGCAAUCGCGAAUUGGGCAUCUAGAACUCGAGAAUUCUAUGAUCCAACCUUUGAGCUUCACGUCCGGAGCUCUAAUAAAAGACCUUUAUCAAGUUAUUGAGGUCGGCAGCUCGCAGAUCAAACCUGCUGGCGAGAAAUUCCCUCUGUCUUCAGUCGAGCUCCUUGCUCCUAUUUACGGAAGAGAUAUACUUGCAGUAGGAAAAAAUUAUGCCGAACAUGCUAUAGAGUUCAAUACUUCGGGCUAUGACUCUAGCGACAAGGUCGAUCAGCCUACACACCCUGUUAUCUUUACGAAGCGAGCUACAAGUAUCAUCGCGAGCGAAGAGGCGAUUUAUCCACAUGAUGGGUUUACCGAAAGCUUAGACUACGAAGGUGAAAUAGGUGUCAUAAUUGGGAAAUCAGGGUUCAAGAUUGAAGAGGCAGAUGCUAUGGACCAUGUUUGGGGUUAUACAAUAAUUAAUGAUGUGACUGCAAGGGAGCGUCAAAGAGACCACAAGCAAUUCUAUAUUGGAAAAUCGGCGGAUACCUUUUGUCCAAUGGGUCCAAUUGCAGUGCCCGCAAACAAGCUCCCGGAAUCUCUUCGAGUUCAAACACAUGUCAAUGGAGAGCAACGUCAAAGCGCUACUAUUGAAAGCCUUAUAUUCUCGAUUCCAGUCCUAAUUAAAACUCUUUCCGAGGGACAAACUUUGCAGCCAGGUGAUGUCAUUGCGACUGGUACUCCUGCAGGUGUUGGUAUUGGCAAGAAGCCUCCAAUUUUCCUGAAACCAGGAGAUGUGGUUGAGGUAUCCAUCAAUGGGCUUGGAGUACUUCGGAACAAGAUUGGAGAAUCUCAAUCCACAAAUCAGACUGUUGAUCGUGUGGCCAAAGCUACCCAUAUCCCCAUCAACAACCUUGAAAAGACAUGCGGUGGUAUUGGGCUUACAACAAUCAAUUCCAAACAAUUGUACUAUCGACAUGCCGGCGAAGCUAAUGGACCGCCCAUUAUCUUCAUUCAUGGUCUUGGUGGUUCUUCUGAGUUUUAUACCCCAUUAGUCAACGCACUAGGCUUGGAAAAGUCCCAUUCUUUACAUUUCAUGGAUCUUGAAGGCCACGGACUCUCUCCCACGAUUGCGACUUCCUCCAUUUCUAUAUCAAGUUACGCCGCAGACUUUGCAGCAUUAGCACAGCAUGCCAAAAUCAGUGGAGUAACUAUUGUAGCUCAUAGUAUGGGGUGUACUGUGGCGUUGAAUUUAGCUCUGGAGCAUCCCUCGCUUGUCUCAAGAUUAAUUCUCCUUGGUCCACCACCCACGCCCCUCCCUGAAGCUGUCCAAACCGGAUCCAUCUCUCGAGCGGAAAUCGUAAGAGCAAAUGGAAUGGCUGCCGUGGUGGAAGCCAUCGCAACCGCAGGCACGUCCACCAAAUCCAAAACAGACAAUCCUCUUGCAAUAGCCGCGGUACGUAUGUCCUUGCUAGGACAAGAUCCUGAAGGGUAUGCUAAGGGAUGUACGGCUCUUGCUGGGUGGAGCGCGGCAGUCCCGAUCGAACAGAUCAAGACUUCGACCCUAAUUGUUACAGGCGAUGAGGAUAAGGUAUCGCCACCCCAGCUUUGCGAAAAAUACGCGGCGGAAAUCAAGGGUGCGAAAGUGAUCACCCUGGGGGGAGUUGGCCAUUGGCAUAUCUUUGAGGAUCUGAGUGGUGUUGCAAAGGCAGUGUCAUCAUUCCUUGGAUAG